Messenger RNA from Gossypium raimondii (Peruvian cotton), 1995 nucleotides. RefSeq lists its product as uncharacterized. The coding region runs from base 208 to 1779 and encodes 523 amino acids. Gene Ontology annotation, biological process: GPI anchor biosynthetic process. Gene Ontology annotation, cellular component: endoplasmic reticulum. The transcript has 4 exons. The record is from RefSeq and is a predicted model, not a curated record. Gene Ontology annotation, molecular function: catalytic activity. Lineage: Eukaryota; Viridiplantae; Streptophyta; Magnoliopsida; Malvales; Malvaceae.
AACCCUUGCCUUGCCGCCACGUGUCAGAAAAUCCUUCCCGGAAGACUCUCCCUCUAAUUCCACCCUCUGACAGAAGAAAUCCGAGACACCAACUCAUUUUAUAAACUAAUAAUCAUCUUUCCCACCAUUUUUAUGUAAACACCAAAGAUACACAGUUCUUUCCCUUUCAACUCUUUGAAACCCACUCUGCAACUCUGUUGUUGUCUCAUGCAAUCUUCAACAGCUUUAGAACCCCUUUUGUUUACCGCUCACUUAUCCACCAUGCUCAAACUCCUUAACAAGAGAAUCAAGCGCCUCUGUUCUCGCCUCCGGUGGCCGAUUCGCCGCCGGUCUAGGUCUGUGGUUGUCAUCAGAAGGCUUGGAAAAUUAAACUCCAAGGCUCGUACUGAUAGUAUCACCAAGGAUCGUGCUAUUGUCGUCAAUGGAUCUUCAAAAGUUCACCAAGAUGGCCAUUUGGGUGGUUUAGUAAACUCGUCGAGACCUAUACGUAUAGCGACUUUCAAUGCUUCCCUGUUUUCUAUGGCUCCUGCAAUGCCUAAAGCAGAUAAGUCUUCAAGUUUUGACUAUGACAAUGGUGGUUUUGUUGAUGGUGGGCGCUCCAUGGAUCUUGGUUUACGCGCAAAGUCUACAAAUGAUCGCCCGAAAAGUAUACUAAAGCAGUCUCCCCUGCAUCCGAGUUCCAUGAACGACAAAGAGAAUCUCUCCCAGCAGCAAAAAUUCGUGAAAUCCAAGUUAAGGGUGUCUAUCAACUUGCCAGAUAAUGAGAUUUCUUUAUUGCGAAAUCGACAACUGAGCUUUGCGGAACAGGGAAAGGAUGGCUCUUCGAGUGCUGCUGCGGGUAAAGCUUGGAGAGGUAAAGCCCCGUUGAGAUCAGCAGUGAGUUUUCCGACGAAUGUGGGAAACGGAAUAGAAGGUUGCGAGAGUUAUAGAAGCAGAAAGACAGUGCUUGAAGUCCUGAGGGAGUUAGAUGCUGAUAUAUUAGCUCUGCAAGAUGUGAAAGCUGAGGAAGAAAAAGCAAUGAAGCCAUUGUCUGAUUUAGCUGCUGCUUUGGGGAUGAACUACGUAUUUGCUGAGAGUUGGGCACCUGAAUAUGGCAACGCCGUGCUCUCCAAGUGGCCCAUUAAGCGCUGGAAAGUGCAGAAAAUCUUUGAUGAUACAGAUUUCAGGAAUGUGUUGAAGGCAACUAUCGAUGUAGCCGAGACCGGAGAAGUUGACUUCCAUUGCACACACCUUGAUCAUCUGGAUGAAAACUGGCGCAUGAAGCAGAUAAAUGCAAUAAUUCAAUCAAAUGAUGGUCCACACAUUUUAGCUGGUGGCCUCAAUUCCUUGGAAGAAACCGAUUACUCCAAAGAAAGGUGGACCGAUAUUAUAAAGUAUUAUGAAGAGAUGGGGAAACCAAUACCAAAAGUUGAAGUGAUGAAGUUUUUGAGGAACGAACAAUACACUGAUGCUAAGGACUUUGCAGGGGAGUGUGAGCCUGUAGUUGUGAUUGCCAAAGGCCAAAGUGUACAGGGAACGUGCAAGUACGGAACUCGGGUAGACUACAUACUGGCAUCACCAAAUUCACCAUACAAGUUUGUUCCAGGGUCGUAUUCGGUCCUGUCAUCAAAAGGGACUUCAGAUCAUCAUAUAGUAAAAGUUGAUAUGAUAAAAGUAAAUGAUAAUUUUGAAGAAAAUGUCAGUAGAAAGAGACGGCAACCAAAACAGAAACAGAAAGUUUUAAAGAUUACAAAUGGUUCUCCUUCUCCAUUAAAAUGCAUGUGGAAAACACAUACAUGAGAUGGGAUACUUUCCUUUUUUCUUUUACCUUUUGUUAUUGUUCAAUAUUAACUCUAGGGGGCAGAUGGUUUUGAAUCUGCAGUCUUAAUGUGCUUUGUAUAUCAUUAACAGCUUAAAGUAGAAACGAAAGAGUGAUAUCAAGUUUAUUCAUAUACUUACUGAAAAGAUGAUCAAAUUAGUAAAAAGAAAUUGAGUGCUUAGCCUAUUGUUACUGAA